AUGACCUUUCUGAGAGAUCGCAUAGGAAGCUUUGACUCCAGAAUCAAGACCUUUGCAAACGGAACACUGAUUAUUUAUACGGUUACUGAAAAAGAUGCAGGAGACUAUUUGUGCAUGGCACGGAAUAAACUAGGAGAUGACUACCUGGUGCUCAAAGUAAAUGUGAUGAUGAAACCUGCAAAGAUUCAGUAUAAAAAUGAUGCUGACCACAAAGUUAUAUAUGGUGGAGAUCUAAAGGUUGAUUGUGUUGCUACUGGUGUUCCAAAUCCUGAAAUUUCAUGGAGCCUCCCAGAUGGAAGUAUGAUCAACAACAUUAUGCAAUCAGAUGAUAGUGGUACACGAUCAAGAAGAUAUGUUGUAUUUAAUAAUGGUACAUUGUUUCUGAAUGAAAUAGGAAUGAAAGAGGAAGGUGACUAUACAUGUUAUGCUGUAAACCAAAUUGGACAAGACGAGAUGCGGGUGAGCGUCAAAGUGGUGGCAGAGAAGGCAGUUAUUAAAAACAAGACUUACUCAGUUAUCAAUGUACCCUAUGGUGAUGUUAUCACUGUUUCAUGUGAAGCGAAAGGAGAGCCUAUCCCUAGAAUAACAUGGCUUUCCCCAGCCAAUCGACCCAUACCUUCUUCAUCAGAAAAGUAUCAAAUAUACAGAGAUGGUACUCUUCUUAUCCAAAAGGCUCAACGAUCUGAUAGUGGAAACUAUACAUGUCUAGCACAGAACAACGGUGGGGAGGACAAAAAAGUUGUUUAUAUUCUGGUCAAUGUUAUUCCCCCUAAAAUCAAUGGUUACUCCAAUAAAAUAAUGUCCAUAAAAGAAUCGGCAAUGAAAGAUACACGCUUGUUGAUAGACUGUAAGUCUGAAGGAAUUCCAACACCACGUGUAAUGUGGGCUUUUCCUGAAGGAGUAAUCCUUCCUGCUCCUUACUAUGGCAACAGAAUUACUGUUCAUCGAAAUGGAACUCUGGACAUUAAAGUUGUACGGAAAACAGACUCUGUACAAUUAGUCUGCAUUGGAAGGAAUGAAGGUGGAGAAGCCAAGUUAAAUGUGCAGUUAACAGUGACAGAGCCAGCAGUGAAACCUCACUUUAACAGUGACAAUGGAAAUGUUGUUGUGGCAGAGGGCCAGUCUGUUAAACUUAACUGCUCAGCUGUAGGCUCUCCACAGCCUGAAACAAUAUGGAUUCUUCCAAAUGGAACAGAGAUUCGCAGUGGUAAUCACCUCCACAGAAUGUUUCACCAACAGGAUGGUACAUUACACAUUGGUACUACAGCAGUUGGCGACGGAGGGACCUAUCGUUGCAGAGCUGUAAACAUUGCUGGAUCCGCUGACAGUCUGGUGACUUUGCAAAUUGGGCGUAAACCACAAAUAAAUAACAAUUAUAAUAACUUAGUCAGUAUAAUCAAUGGAGAAACUUUACAACUCUACUGUACCACACAAGGGGAAACCAGGCCUCAUAUCUCUUGGACACUGCCUAAUGGCAUGGUUAUCGAUGGUCCUCAGGUUAAAGGUAGAAUUUCUCUGUUACAAAAUGGCUCCCUUGUUGUAAGGGAUACUUCUGUUUAUGACAGAGGAAGCUAUCAAUGCAAAGCAACAACAGAAUAUGGUUCAUCCACAAUGAAUGUUCCUGUGAUAGUUAUAGCAUAUCCUCCACGUAUAACUACUAGCCCUGCACCUGUAAUAUAUACAAGACCAGGAAGCUCUGUUCAGUUAAACUGUAUGUCAAUUGGCAUACCAAAAGCUGAAAUAACCUGGCAGCUUCCGGAUAAAUCUUACUUAACCUCAGGAGCACAGUCUCGCUUAUAUGGAAACAAAUUUCUUCAUCCUCAGGGGACAUUAGUUAUUCAACACUCUUCAAAGAGAGAUGCAGGUUAUUACAAAUGCACAGCCAAAAAUAUAUUAGGCAACAAGAUCAAGAGUGUUGAGUCAUACCAGUACACAGCUCUGAGCACUUCUCAAGCAGCUUUAUUGGACACCAGUGAUAUCACCUGA
Messenger RNA from Pseudophryne corroboree (corroboree frog), 1986 nucleotides. Its product is annotated as matrix-remodeling-associated protein 5-like. Bases 1 to 1986 code for a protein of 661 amino acids. The transcript is spliced from 4 exons. Lineage: Eukaryota; Metazoa; Chordata; Amphibia; Anura; Myobatrachidae. The record is from RefSeq and is a predicted model, not a curated record.